UUAUUCCCAACAUCAGUUGAUCACAAACCAUUCUCCAACAUACAUCAUCCAAAAAUGUCUUUGUUGCUAAAACUACCAUUACUAUUACUAAUAUUCACCCAAAAAUCUAUCUGCACAGAAGAUUUAGAUGUGAUUAUCAUUGGUGGAGGCGCUUCAGGCAUCGCAGCCGCGACAAAACUAAACAAACACGGCGUAAAUCUAAUCCUCUUGGAAGCAGAACCAAGAUUAGGAGGACGUGUGUACAGCGUACCUUUUGGUGAUGCAAAAGUAGACCUCGGCGCAGAAUGGGUCCACGGAGAAAAAGGUAACAUCGUCAAUGAAAUGUUAAAAGACACUGGAUUAUUACACCAUCACCCAGAUGAUAAACCAUACAAGAUUUUCCCAUCAAACCGAGAUGACGUCAGUGGGGAAUUCAGUAGAGAGUUAUUAAAUCUCUUCUUAGAGUUGUAUGAUACAAAUGAUCCUAAUGCGACUGCUGAUGAAACAAUUAACGAUACAUUUGUAAGACGAUACGUUAAAACCAUCAAAGAAAAAUACGCAAAAGAUAAAAUAAAAAUGCAUAUUGCACUGAAAGCGUUACCGUUGUUUGAAAAGUAUGUGUGUAGUUUGGAAGCUUCUCCAACCUGGCAUGAACCAUCAGCAAUCAGUGAUCAUGUAGAAUGUCAGGAGAUUCCUUCACACAUUGGAACGGAAAAGGAUAUUUUACAGCACUGGAGUAUUAUGAAGGAUUUCAACACCACUGGGAGAGUAUUUACUGAUAAAGUGGUCACACGUAUUGAAUACGAUGGUACCAAGGCAGUUGUCAAAGGAAAUGACUUCAAAUAUGAAGCGAAGUAUGUUUUAUUCACUCCGUCUCUUGGAGUGUUGAAACAUGAUCAUCAGAACUUGUUUGAACCUCCUUUGAGUGAGCAGAAAGUCCAGGCGAUUAAGGCACAUGGUUUUGGGGCUGUUGCUAAGGUGUGGAUGCAUUUUGCUGAGCCCUGGUGGCCGAAAAACAACUUUACUGAUAUAACUCUUUCGUGGACUUGUGAGGAUCGAAUGACUCUCGCUGCGGAGUAUCCAAAAGGACCUAGAAAGAAUGGUCAAUCAUGGCUGAAUGACUUUUUCAGUGUUAUUGAUGAACCUGCAAAUCCCAACGUGCUUGCCGCUUGGUUUUCCGGCAAAUUCAUCCCGGAAAUUGAAAAAAUGUCUGAUGAGGAAAUCAUGGAUGGUGUUUUCUAUGCCCUGGAGAGAUUCGUUGGACAUUUGUACAAACUUCAGAAACCUGAUAAAAUUUUACGGAACAACUGGUACUCAAACCCACAUUUCCGUGGAACAUAUUCCUACCAAACUGUAGCGUCUCGCAAAAUGCAACCGGACGCAAUGAAGAUUAUCGCUGAACCAGUCAAGAAUUUACACUUUGCUGGUGAAGCAACCAAUUUCCAACACUAUUCAACUGUCCACGGCGCUAUUGAGACUGGUUACAGGGAGGCCGAGCUUUUGAGGAAAGCUUUGAUUGUGAAGGCUUGAAUAUGAACAACAUUGAUUGUUGUGUAACAUGUAGUAAAUAGAUUAUGAUUGAUUAGUGUAGAAUUAUAACGUAAGAAUAGAAAACCACGCGCAAACAGUAA
Dalotia coriaria is the source of this 1610-nucleotide messenger RNA. RefSeq lists its product as uncharacterized. Lineage: Eukaryota; Metazoa; Arthropoda; Insecta; Coleoptera; Staphylinidae. Gene Ontology annotation, molecular function: polyamine oxidase activity. The record is from RefSeq and is a predicted model, not a curated record.